AUGGUCAAUGAAAUGUGCAUCAACGAUCACUUAACCAUUGACCGGUUUUCGGUUAAAUCAUUUUAUCGUAACACUUGUAUUCUAGUGACGGGCGGAACUGGUUUUGUGGGAAAAGUGUUAGUUGAAAAAUUGCUGAGAACUUGUGAUUCAUUACAAUGUAUUCAUUUGUUAGUCCGCACAAAACAUGGUCUACGUAUCAAAGAAAGAUAUCAUAAGUUCAUACAAGAUACGGUAUUUGAUCGCGUACGAGAAUCAAAUCCGGAGUAUUUGCAAAAAAUAGUAUUCAUUGCGGGCGAUUUAUCGAAAGCGAAUAUCGAUAUAUCGAAUGAAGACUUACACAUACUCAAGAAAAAUGUGAAUAUUGUUUUUCAUUUGGCAGCAACUGUGCGUUUUGACCAAAGUAUCAAAGAAGCGAUCAAUUUAAACACUUUAGGUAGCAUGCGACUUUGGGAUUUAUGUUCUCAAAUGCAAAAUCUACGUAGUAUUAUACACGUUUCAACGGCGUUUACCAAUCCGACUCGUACAAAUGUGGGAGAACAUGUGUAUCCACCAAAAAUUGAAAUGGAUGUAAACACAUUUAUCAAAUGCGCUGAUGCGUUGCGAGAAGAUUUAGUGACGAAAAUUGCAACACAUUUGCAUGGAAAUCAUCCGAAUACAUAUACGAUCACAAAAGCAAUGGCCGAACAAAUGGCAGCACAAUAUCAUUGUAAAUUGCCAAUAACAAUUAUACGACCAUCAAUAGUAACAUGUGCUCUAGCCGAGCCAUUUCCAGGAUGGAUUGAUAAUGUCAAUGGAAUAACUGGAAUGAUAAUGGAAAUUGGACGUGGCACACUAAGUAGUAUUAUGUGUGAUAGUCGUCUUGUUCUUGACGUCAUUCCCGUUGAUAUUGUUUGUAAUAUGAUGAUAACAGCUGCAUGGCUUAAUUACCUUAAACAAAGCCCAAACAUUCGUGUAUACAACUGCAUAUCGGGUCAACUGAAUGCAUUGGAUUGGGAGACGUGUCGUCGAAAGGUGUUGAAAUAUUCACGCAUUUAUCCUAGCAAAUAUGUAAUUAUGUAUCCGAAUGUUUCGUAUCGAACCAAUCGACUUGUACACUUUUUCUACGAAAUAUUUUUGCACUUUUUACCGGCGUACAUGUAUGACUUUUUACUUCGAUAUAAAGGGUUGAGGCCGAUCAUGUUUAAAAUUGCCAAACGAUAUAAGUCGGUAGCUGAUACUGGAGAAUUUUUCGCAAGGCACGAAUAUACAUUCGAAGUGAACAAUGUAAAUGAUUUGCUUCAUGAAAUUUCGAUGGCUCAUGAUGGACACGAAUUCAUGUGCGACGUUAAAAAAUUAGAUUGGGACAAGUAUCUAAAGAGAUAUGUGUGCGGCAUUCGAAAAUAUCUUUUCAAAGAUGAUGAUUCGACGAUUGAUCAAGCACGUCAAACAGUCCAAAGAUUGUAUGCACUAAAACUGAUUAUCCAAACAAUAUUUUUUGGGACAAUUUUAUUUUUCAUUUACAAAAUACUUCUCCUAUGUAUUAUAUGA
This is a messenger RNA of Contarinia nasturtii (swede midge), 1527 nucleotides long. RefSeq names its product putative fatty acyl-CoA reductase CG5065. Bases 1 to 1527 code for a protein of 508 amino acids. The transcript has 6 exons. Gene Ontology annotation, biological process: long-chain fatty-acyl-CoA metabolic process. Gene Ontology annotation, cellular component: peroxisome. The record is from RefSeq and is a predicted model, not a curated record. Gene Ontology annotation, molecular function: alcohol-forming very long-chain fatty acyl-CoA reductase (NADP+) activity. Lineage: Eukaryota; Metazoa; Arthropoda; Insecta; Diptera; Cecidomyiidae.